AUGUCGUCGCUUGGUAAUAAACCACCACCUAAAAGUAUUCUCAAGAAGCCAUCUAUAAAUUUUCAAUCAAAAGUACCAAAAUUAAAAUGGGACGAAGACAAUAUUCAAUUAACCGAAGCACAGAAGAAUUCAACAAUGAAAAUCACAGAACCUAAAACACCGUAUAUUCACUAUAACCAAGAAACAGACGAGAUUAUGACCGAUCUUGAAACUAUCCCUGGAUUAGCACUGGGAUCUAGUAGUAUUGGCUCUAGUAGUAACCAAGGCUCUAGCGGCGUUUCUCCUGUAGGAUCACUUUCAUCGGUUUCUCCAUCAUCAGCUCAUUUUCCUGAUUCAAUUAAAGACGAUUGGGAUUCUGAAAAUUCCGAAGAGGGUGAAGAGACUAAGGCAAAACGUAAGAAAUUUGCUCAGCUCAGAGCAAAGCAUUACAAUAUGAAGGAAGCACUUCGAUUAGGUCAUAAGUUGGUAGAAGAGGAUGUAGAUGAUGAUGAAAAUAGUAACGUGGUUGCUUUGAAAGCGAAAUUUGCAAAAGUAUUACCAGACGAAGAAAAAUAUAGUGAAGAAGAAAAAAAUGAUAAUAAUGACUCAUCAUCGUCAACCAACGGUGGUGUGGCUCCCAUGGAAACAUAG
Molecule: messenger RNA, 630 nt
Organism: Funneliformis caledonium
Lineage: Eukaryota; Fungi; Glomeromycota; Glomeromycetes; Glomerales; Glomeraceae
Source: the annotation of a GenBank genome assembly